GCAAGAUCUACUCAAUCUAAUCAUCGACGUAGCUAAACGACCCCAUCCCCAAAUCUUCAUCAAUGCCAGACGAGGUAUUGCGAACAGCUAUGCAGAUUUGCCUUUCAGAAACCCCCACGAUAUCGACGACGGAUCCAAGGCAGCAUUCCGGGAUUCUCGAUCUUCCCGAAGAGUUGAUAGACACCAUCAUUCGAGUUGUCAAAAAUACUGCACCUGUCUCAGACUUCUGGAACUGCUUGAAAACCUGCAGGAAAUGGCACCGCAUCGGCCUUGCUAUCCAUGGAUGCCUAGACUUUUCAGUAUCAGCGACUAUUGAAUCAGGGGCUCGACGUCACGCAAUUCAGCAAGAAGAGAAAUCUACAAGCAUCGAACAUUUGACGGACUUCUCAAUGAACCCUCCCUCCCAGCUGUUCUUAUGUGAACUUCGAUCAUUAACUGUGCAUGUCCUCCAUGGUCGCAUUUCCAGCCCGUUCAACCCAGUUUCUGGGAGAAAUUUCUUCGAAUCCCUCUCUGACUCCCUCAAGAUUACCAGAAAACUUGCCAUGUUCUCCUUGAAGUUCGCGGACGAUGGCUGGGAUUUCCCUGUUCGAGAUGUUCCGGCGAUUCCGGAAACUCAACUUGCAAAACUCGUUUCAGUGCUUCCGAGCACGGUGAUCAAUCUUGAGAUCGAUACCGCCGGUGUGGAUCUGCCUCCGAGUGAGGAACUUCUUAGAGCCGACCAAGCUAGCCAUCUGUGCUAUCAGAUCAGCCGAAUUUUCCCCCGCCUCCAACAUUUUCGGCUGCGGGUCGCACAUGUCUGUGAAACAAUCCUUGACUUAGGUCCUGACCUCGAACCCUGCUUUUGCACAAAAGCAUACUGUGGUGUUGGCCUUGGGAAAUCGAGCUGUCCACGGAUAUGUUCAUGGGAUCUGCGUCGGAUGACCGUUUGGAUACCAACGGGACAGGACAAAGAGAACAAUUCCUUUGUUCAAGCAUCCAAACGCCUAACGGAGCACUGUGCUUCUCACGCUCCUUUCACCAUUCUCGUCAACCAACAACACACCCACACGUGCGUCCUCAGCCCGGGAAUAGCCGUGUGCACGAAUUUCACUUGGUCGGUGACAAGCAACUUCUGUUCUAACAGAACCUCCGGUUAUUCAGAUCACAACCACCGCUCUGGAUCCAACGUCCAGAACAUGCCAUGCCGCGAUCAUAAUUUUCUCUUGAGAAGCCCCAGACGAUACUUUCUGCCUAAUGAUGACAACCCGCGGACCCCAUUCCCAUAUAUGGCUGAAUGGGCCGUAGAGUCCCAGAACAGGUGGACACAAGACAGCCAUCGCGGUUGCCGGUACCCUAUUUGCGACGGUUCCCAACCUGGGGACCCGUUCUGGAAGACUACUCGUGAUGGGAGGGGACUCUGGGCCUGCCUGUUCCCAAAGUGCCAGAUUCGGUGUCAGUCGUUCUACGCCCUUCAAGGACAUCAAUUAUACGGCCAUCCAGAGAAGCCGCAUGAUGGAAUGUACCACAGUUACUAUCCAUGUCCGUCUGUUGGCUGCUCUCGUGUCGGCCGGUGGGGGUUUUAUCGGAAGAAGGAGUUGGAAGAGCAUUUGUUGAGCCAUCAUCUAAAUCCUUGUACGAUGGAUCUGCCCUCAGAUUGAUGGCAACUUGAGGAAGCUCACCCUGUGUGGCACUCCGCGUUUAUGACGGUUCAUUUGGUAACUGAUCUUGCUUGGGCUUGCCUGAAAGAAUGGCUAUGGUGGUGCGUGUGCGACAUCCAGGUAUACUUUCUCACUAAUCCGAGUCUGCAGUGACCAUCCCAAUGAGAUGCUUUAAUCUGAUAGAGAUACAGGGUUGAAAGAAGAUCACGCGAACGGGAUUCUUGGAUGUAUCUCUUAUCUUCCGCACUGCCUAAGGCUCAUUUCCCAUAGCUAUGGGUUUUACAACUCUGGCCCUAUGAUUUAACUGCAUUCAGUUUCCCGCUUUGGACGGAGGUGAGGAGGUGCAGUAUUAGGGCCACAAUCCGACCGGCUCUACGCGGAGAUGCUAUCAUGUAGUGUCCUUCAUUAGAACUUAGUGUUAGCUUCGAAAUUGG
Molecule: messenger RNA, 2071 nt
Organism: Lindgomyces ingoldianus
Lineage: Eukaryota; Fungi; Ascomycota; Dothideomycetes; Pleosporales; Lindgomycetaceae
Exons: 1
Coding region: 63-1637 (524 amino acids)
Source: RefSeq, a predicted model, not a curated record